Molecule: messenger RNA, 137 nt
Organism: Racocetra persica
Lineage: Eukaryota; Fungi; Glomeromycota; Glomeromycetes; Diversisporales; Gigasporaceae
Source: the annotation of a GenBank genome assembly
GAUGUUCCGCAGUCAAGGCAGAGCAGAAUGCGUGGAAUGAAUUUCCUUUAAUGUCGGGGGGAAUCUAUCUAAGACACAAUGUCAUUGAAGUUAUUGAUGAAGUUUACACAGUCUCAAUGGUCAAUGAUAUGAUCAAG